This is a messenger RNA of Cyclopterus lumpus (lumpfish), 1126 nucleotides long. RefSeq names its product solute carrier family 30 member 8 (gene slc30a8). The record is from RefSeq and is a predicted model, not a curated record. Gene Ontology annotation, biological process: insulin secretion; response to glucose; response to zinc ion. The coding region runs from base 41 to 1120 and encodes 359 amino acids. Gene Ontology annotation, cellular component: plasma membrane. Gene Ontology annotation, molecular function: zinc ion transmembrane transporter activity. NCBI's taxonomy places the organism in Eukaryota, Metazoa, Chordata, Actinopteri, Perciformes, Cyclopteridae. The transcript has 9 exons.
UUUUUUUUUAAUUCGUUAGUCUCCAAGAAGCCAAUCAAUCAUGUUCAAGAAGAAGGACCCAGAGAGAGUGAGGCUGGUGUCGGGCUUGGCCAGCGCGUACACCGCGGUGGCGAGUUCGCCCAACCAGACGGCGUUGCAGGUAGAAGCCACCGGCGCCAUCAAGCAUUGCCAUGACAACAGCCACGCGCGGGAGGAUCGCGAGCGGGAGAAGAAAGUGGCCAAGAGGAGGUUGUAUGUGGUCUCCGUCAUCUGCCUGGUGUUCAUGAUCGGUGAAAUCCUUGGUGGGUAUUUAGCAGGCAGUCUUGCGGUGAUGACGGACGCUGCCCACCUGCUUGCAGACUUCAUCAGCUUCCUCAUCAGCCUGUUAUCCCUCUGGCUCUCCUCCCGACCUGCCACUCACAAGCUCAGCUACGGAUGGCAUCGUGCAGAGAUUCUGGGUUCUCUGCUGUCGGUCUUCACCAUCUGGCUGGUAACCGGAGUGUUGGUUUACCUGGCUGUGGAGCGCCUCAUCAAUAAUAACUACACCAUCGAGGGCACUAUCAUGCUCAUUACCUCCGGUUGUGCUUUGUUGGCUAAUAUUGUCAUGGCCCUCAUCCUUCACCAGUCCGGCCACGGCCACAGGGGGAGGGCUCAGCAGCACAACGCCAGCGUGCGAGCGGCCUUCGUCCACGUGUUGGGAGAUCUUCUCCAGAGCGUCAGCGUGUUCCUCAGCGCCAUCAUCAUCUUCUUCAAGCCAGAAUAUAAGAUGGCGGACCCCAUCUGCACCUUCCUGUUCUCCAUAUUCGUCUUGUGCACCACCAUCACCAUCUUGAGGGAUAUUCUUGUUGUCCUGAUGAAUGGCACUCCUGCGGGGAUCAAGUACAGUGAGGUGCGCGAUGGUCUUCUCGCCGUGAAGGGUGUGAAGGCAGUGCACAACCUUCACAUCUGGGCCCUCACCAUGAACCAGACUGUACUGAGUGCACACGUAGCCAUUGACGAGACGGUGGACGCUCAGACUGUCCUCAGAGAAAUGACACAGGCUUGUGUCUCCUCCUUCAACUUCCACUCUGUUACGAUUCAAAUGGAGAGGCAGGCCGACCUGAAGCCUGGGUGUACCCUGUGUGAGGACCCCAAGAUGUAGGGACGU